Molecule: messenger RNA, 8911 nt
Organism: Scleropages formosus (Asian bonytongue)
Lineage: Eukaryota; Metazoa; Chordata; Actinopteri; Osteoglossiformes; Osteoglossidae
Gene: sec16a
Product: SEC16 homolog A, endoplasmic reticulum export factor
Exons: 31
Coding region: 210-7265 (2351 amino acids)
Biological process (GO): Golgi organization
Cellular component (GO): ER to Golgi transport vesicle membrane; endoplasmic reticulum exit site
Source: RefSeq, a predicted model, not a curated record
AGGUACACGUAGCCCAGCAGGAUGUGUCCGCCGAAGAUGGCCGCUGCGGGUCCGCGACACAUUCCUGCUCUUUUGUGAGGAGGUACAUUUAAUCCCGCGCUAUCGGACGGCCGUGCUCUGUCUCUGGAAGCAGUUUGAAAGCGUUUCAAAUCUGUCUCCCAGACAGCUGAAUUCUGGAGUUAAGCUUGUCUCAUCAUAAAGAAGGCGCAAUGAUGCAGCCCCCUCCUCGUACGGCUCCGCCAGGGGCGGUUGGCCCUCCGCCGCCAUCAACAGGAGUCCCCAACGCUUUCCGGCGCCCCAGGGCCCACAAGCAUCCAGGGAGUGCAAUUGUAAUGCCAGGGCCAACUCAGCCUGUCAUCCCCAUGACGGAUCCCUUUGCGUUUGGUCUGCAAGCCCCAUCUGCUGUUCCUACUGCAAGCCACCCACCCACCUCCAACAGCAGCCCUCUUCCUAUGCAGACUCCACCUCCUGCCAGCUUCCUGCAGACUGUCCCAGCCCAGAGCCAGUCACCACAGCUGCAAGAAGGUGCACAGGCCCCUCAUAGUGUGCCACUGGUUUCAUCUUUAUCCAGUCAAACUACAGGGGGAAACACUUUGACACCCAACAUUGUUGGGUCUUCGGCUCCACCUCCCUAUACUGUUGCGGGUUUCAGUUCUCCUGGCACAGAGGAAGGGUAUUUCAACACCAAGGGAAAUGUCUCCAACAUAAUUCCAGGAGCCCUGCCUCAUGGUUCAUCUCCUACUCAGAGCCGACCUCCACAUGGGCAGGAUCCUGCCUUGUAUGUCCCCUCUGGGCCAAGCUCUGUGGCGUCCCAUCCCACGCAGUGGAUACCUGACCAUGGCAGUCGUCCACCUUCUGUCCAAAACUACUUCCAGCCUACCACUGAUCAUUCGUCCCAGGCUCUUGCCACCCUAUCUUCAGCUCAAGGAGCUUUGCCGGAUGCCUCUUCUCACGAUCCUCCUCCGGCCCAUUCCCCUCAUGGUGUUCCCAUGGUCCCCUAUGCUCAAGCUGCUCAUGCUCCUCAAGCAACGUUUUCCCCACAUACUACCCAGGGUGCCCCUUCUUACUCUCCGUCCCAGAAGCAGUCUCACUCGCUUCAUCCAGGAUCCAUCAGCUCUCAUGGAACACUUAGUGGUGCAGGGAACUCUUCUGAACACCACAAUUCUCAGUUUCUAGCUCAAAACUAUUUCAGUCAGAACUGCACAGCUCUUGACCCUUGCUUUAACCAGCCCCAACAAGAGCAGUUUUACCACCAGAUGGCUGGGGGUCCAAGUAGUCAACGACAUGAGUCUGCUCAUUCUCCGCAAGUGAACCCUCCUAGCCACACAGGCCCCACUUCGUAUGUCACUGAUCCUGGCACUGUCUCAAUGUUUUUCAAAGAAAAUGAUGUGGAGAAUGAAGAGACGCUCACCGGAGAAAGGAAGGCUGUAAAUGGGGUUCCGAGUGGUGAUUUGGCCAUGCCGUACUUAAAUGACAGCGGGUUUAUUGGUGGCAGCCCGAAACUUGAAGGAAGCCAGUUUGAUCAUGUGGAGAACUUGGAAUGUGUGCCCAACCAGGAGGUCUUACCCAACGAGCCACACAAAACACCACUGUUACCCCAGAAUGUUGGUGAAAAUCUUAUGACAGGGCAGGGCAGUGCCACUGUCCAAGGUGGGGGGCAUUUUGAAACGGGGCCGAAUUUGGAGACUCCAGACUCCGUGCCACGGCCAGCAAGACCCGAGAGUGUUUCAUCAGGCUACAGCAACGUGAGCCACGGGAGUGUUUCUGGGGCCCGAAGGCCUCAGGGUGUGGUUGGUACCUUCAUCCAGCAGGAGGUGCCAAGGCUUUCCGAAGAUUCCUCUGCAGGGUACUUUGAACAAAUUGACACGUCCCCUGCUGUUGAGGCUGUGCCACAGAAUGCGCAGCCUCGGGUUGGCCAUGGCCAGCCCUCCCAGCCCCUGACGCCAAGCCCCCCAAAGCCCACUGGGAUCUUUCAGGCCAGUGCUAACAGCUCCUUUGAGCCUGUUCACUCUCAUAGUGUGGGUGUCAAGCCCUUUGAAGUUGACCAGGCCAGGAUGGUGGCAGAAAAGAAUGGCAGCGGACUGGCGAGGGUGAGUGUUCCGGACAUAUCUCCGGGAAACCUUGAGCAGCCGCCCGACAACAUGGAGAACAUCUUCAUGGCCCCUAUGCACCACCCUGGUGGUGUGCCACCUGAAAGAAGGCCCUCAUCCCGGGCACAUGGUGCCCGUCUGAAGUGUGAAAGUCCUGCCACCACACUCUGGGCCCAGACUGAGUUACCUGUUGUAGGUACUAACAUCAUGCUGGCCCCUGCAGCCCCACCAGUACUUGGCCCAUUGAAGCAGCCUAGCACAGAGGUGAUCCAGCCCCCUGAAGAUGGCCCCCUUGACCUGCAGGCAACCCAGGCUGACCCGCAGUCCUUCCAAAAGCCUAACAACUCCAUGGAGAACCUGGAGAAUCCGCCAAAAUUGGGGGAGACUGGCGCAAAGAGCCCCCAGGCGAGUCUAGGCUAUGCGUCCCUUCUGGUCCCUUCCCCAGCUGCUGAAUCCUUCCAGAAUCAGCCCAUUUUGAUUGCUCCUCCUGCUACAAAUUACAAUGUGAUUCCACCAAAUAAUUCUACCCCAGUGGCAUACCAAAUGGUCUGUAAUGAAAGUGUGCAGAAUCCAUUGCCUGUACAUCAAUCCUCUGAGUCAACUGCAAAUACAGCAUCAGUAGUCCCUCAAAAGACUAAUCAUCUGGAGCACUUUGCUUCAUCAGAUAAUUCUUCUGAAACUUUAUCUGGUAGGCCUGCUGUGAAUCAUUCCCCUCUAGACCUAGCCCCAGAGAGUAGGCAUAUCCAAAAGUCAGAUAUCCCACCUAUAACGUCAACUGCUGGAUCCUCUAAUCCUCCUUUUUCUAGGCCUGAUUUGCUUGGGUGUCCGAAUCACUCUGCACCCAGUGUUAGUUCUCACCCCCCACCUGCUGCUGAUAAUCACAAACGGCUUACUAAUUAUGAGCUCCUAGAUUUUACCAUGCAUCAGCCACAGAACAGCCAAAACUCUAGCUCAGCUACUGGUGUGCCUUCUGGUGUUUUCCAACAAGCUCCACCUCCAGCACCAGGAUCAAAGCAACAAGGGCCGGUCAGUAAUGCCUCAGAUUUUUACCGGCAGGUAACCAAAGAUGCACAGCAGGAAAGGUGGCCUGAGAACGAGCCCCAGCAGUCCUGCGACUCCGGUCACACGAUGCGGCCUGCCCCAGACUCUUCCCAGAGGCCUGGGAUGCAGUCCGGUCUUCGUGUCGAAUCUGACGCCGCUCACAACCAAGCCAAUCGAGGUUCUCUGCAGAAUAACCAGUACCCUCACACGCAGCCUCCAGGGGCUGGGGUGUUUUUUCCAGGCUCUGGGGGAGCUCAGCCUCCACCCUACCCUCCUCAGCCAGGUAGCUCCUCUCGACCCUCCUCAGUAAUGGGUGGGCAGCUGGGGUAUGGCGGGCUUCCUCCGAUGCCAGGACCAAUGUUUGGAGGUUACUAUGGGAGCACCUAUCCUGAGUACAUGGAUGGCAGGCCACCGUACCCUCCUCAGUAUCCUCCAGCUGACCCCAGAGCACAGCAGUAUUACCAGGGUGAUCCAUACCAGAGGUAUGACCAGCGCUACAUUCAGUAUGAAGGAGCCAACCCAGGCUACAGGGAUGCUGAACGGUACCAGCCCAGGGAGCAACCAGAGAGGUCUAGUUCCAGAGCCAGUCAGUACUCUGAUCGCCCCUCUUCGAGACAAGGCUAUCCAGACGACUACCAGCGAGCCAGCCGAAGUGGCUGUGAUGGUUAUUAUGCAGACUAUUACAAGAAAACAUAUGAAUAUGGAGAUCGCCGUUUGGAACACUAUGAUCCAUCAGCUGCUUAUGACCCGCGGUACAGGAGCUACUACGAUCAGUCCUAUUGGUACAACUACGAGCAUCCAGCCUACAGCUUCAGGGAGAACUACUACAGCCAGGCAUACCCUACCAGACCGGAGGGAUACAACGAUCCAUGGCGAUAUGAUCCCCGGUACGAUGCAAGCUUUGAUGAGGACUAUGGACGCCAGCGUGACCCAUAUGGUGAUGAGUAUGACCGACGGAGUGUGCACAGUGAGCACUCAGCCCACAGUGUGCGCACUUCUCACAGCCAGCACAGUCGUAGGAGCAGCUUCAGCUCCCGCUCUCAACAGAGUCAGGUCAGCAGGAGUCAGCAGGACCUUGUUUCAGCUCCAUUUGACCCCCCCAGCCAACCCUCCCUACCUAUGGUCUACCCCAACAACGUGGAUGGUUACCAGUACCCAGCAGACUAUUAUGGAGGGGGUGGGUGGCCUGCUAUGGAGCAAAUGCCACCCCGGCCAUUGACUCCGGAGAAGUAUACAGUACCACAUCGGUGUGCUAGGUUUGGCCCUGCAGGUCAGAUGGUUCAGGUUCUGCCAAACCUGCCCUCAGCAGGGCAGCCCACGUUGGUGGAGAUCUACAGUAUUGAGAGCAUGCUAGAGAAAACAGAGGAGCAGAAAGAGCUGUGUUCCUUCCCAGGGCCUCUGGUGAAGGACGAGACUCACAAGGUUGAUGUGAUCAAGUUUGCUCAGAACAAGUCCCUCGAGUCCCUGCACAAUGACAGUCUGAUUGACAAGGAUUCUGCACAACUCAUCUGGGAGUUCAUUGUGCUGCUGUGCAGGCAAAAUGGGACUGUAGUUGGGACGGACAUUGCAGACUUGCUGCUACGGGAACAUAAGUCUGUAUGGCUGCCAGGGAAGUCUCCCAAUGAGGCUAACCUAAUCGACUUCAACAAGGAGCCACUGGAGCGGCCUGACGAUGAGCCAGGGUCUGGUCCACUGUCUCUCCUCUCUGACACAUUCAUGAGCGUGCCUGACAGUGUCGGCAAGGAGACCGAGCGCUUCCGGGAGCUCCUCCUUUUCGGCCGUAAGAAGGAUGCUCUGGAGUCAGCUAUGAAGAAUGGUCUCUGGGGACAUGCUCUUCUUCUUGCAAGUAAAAUGGACAACAGGACUCAUGCACGUGUUAUGACUAGGUUCGCUAAUAGUCUUCCCAUCAAUGACCCUCUGCAGACUGUCUACCAGUUAAUGUCUGGGAGGAUGCCUGCUUCAGCCACAUGCUGUGGGGAUGAAAAGUGGGGGGAUUGGCGCCCUCACCUAGCCAUGGUACUGUCAAACCUCACACACACCCUGGACCUUGACACACGAACCAUUACCACCAUGGGAGAUACCCUUGCUUCCAAAGGGCUCAUUGAUGCAGCUCAUUUCUGCUAUAUGAUGGCUCAAGUUGGACUUGGCAUCUACACGAAGAAGAGUACUAAGAUGGUCCUGAUAGGCUCAAACCACAGUUUGCCAUUCUUCAAAUUUGCCUCCAAUGAAGCAAUUCAGAGGACAGAGGCCUAUGAGUAUGCACAGUCCCUAGGGUCUCAGCCCUGCUCCUUGCCCAACUUCCAGGUCUUCAAGUUCAUUUACGCCUGCAGGCUAGCUGAGGCUGGACUCUGUGCGCAAGCCUUCCAGUACUGUGAGGUCAUCGCUAGAUCCUUGCUCAGCCUCCCAUCUUACCACUCUCCUGUGUUCAUCAGCCAGCUUAUACAGAUAUCUGCCAAGCUGCGAUUCUUCGACCCCCAGCUAAAGGAGAAGCCAGAGCAGGAGCUUUUCAUUGAGCCUGAUUGGCUGCUGCAGCUACGCCAGCUGGACAGCCAGAUUAGAGAAGGAGUAAUCUCCUAUAGCACAGACAGGACAACUCCCCAGCAGUAUGUGUGCAGCACCCCCAGCUCUGAGUUUGAGCAGCCUACUCCACCUGACCCAGUGAGAUUGCCAGUAAAUAUGAACACAGGUCCAGAGAACCACCUCAUGUCCACACUGCUUCCAAACCCAGGACCACCGCUGCCAGGGGUGCAGCUCAUGCCUCCAGCACCUCCUACCAUCCUUGAUGACAGCAUGGCCUCUGUAUCCCAGGUUCUACCCAACAAUGAUGGAGUCCCCUUCUACCCAAUUCCUCCUCACCUUGGAUCAGUUCCUGGUCCAGUUCCUGGCUCAGUCCCUGGUCCGAUUUCAGGCUUAGUCCCUGUGCCCCCUGUCCCUGGCCAGACACAUGGUGCCCUGCCUUCCGUGCCUGGAUAUGACCUUCCAUACCAAGCUGAGCAGCCAUAUUCUACCGCUGCAACACCCUCAGGAGUGGCUCUUGUGGAGCCUCCUUUUACCCUCCAGGACCAGCAGGUCUCCCACCAAAACUCAUCCCAACCUUCGUCACCCACCCGCAACACAUUAACAGAACAUUUGGACUUCUAUGACCAGAUGGCAUCCAUGGUUCCUGGAAAGAGAUCAAGAACAACGUCACAAUCUUCAAUGAAUAUGGGUGUAGGGUUGCGGUCCCGCACAACCUCGGAGUCCUCCAACCUUUCCACAGGACGAGAACGAAGUAAUUCUGCUGCAAAACCAUCUCUCCCCGCUCCUGAAUCCAUUCCAGAACAGCCCAUUUGCCAGGAAGAACCCAAAAAACGGAAUAAAGGCUCUCCCAAAAAGGGCAGUGGUAGCUGGCUGGGCUGGUUCUAUCGCAGGGGAAGGAAUGAGGCUCAUCUGCCUGAUGACAAAAACAAAUCGAUUGUUUGGGAUGAGAAGAAAAAGAGAUGGGUUAAUCUGGAUGAACCAGAAGAGGAGAACAAACCACCCCCACCGCCCCCAACAUGUUUCCCAAAAGCAGCUCCCCAAAUGGGGCCUGGUGCUCCACCAACUAGUGGACCGCAAGUGAACAUGUUCUCUAGAAAAGCAGGCACAAAGAGUAGGUAUGUGGAUGUCUUAAACCCAGGAGGGUCCAGCAGCAAGCUCAGUGGGUCGGUCCCUCCCCCAGCUGAUCUCUUUGCACCUUUGGCCCCAAUGCCCAUGCCUGCAAAUCUCUUUGUACCAGGAGGAGCUUCAGAUGAGCAGCAGCCCAUGGAGGGUAGUGUUCCUGAUGCAAGUGGGUCUCAAGGGCAGGGACUUCCCAACCCAAGCACAGCAGCACAGACAUCUAACCAGACACUUUAUCCACCUGGCCAUAAUGGGGCACAAGUCACUGAAGGGACUCAGUCAGGGGAGCUCUCGCGUUCUAGCUCAAUGAGUUCUUUAUCACGCGAAGUGAGUCAGCAUUUAAACCAGGGUCCUCCCCAGCCGUCUGUCCAGGGUGCACCACCUUCUGGAAACGUGACCUUCUAUAACCCCUCCCAGUUUGCACAGCCAACUGCUCCUUCAGGAGGAGCCCGACCAGGACGGUUUGGUCAGAGGAAAUACCCAACACUGAAGUAGAUGCUGGCAACUAUCAAAAGGACCUUCCCUUGUCCACAGCAGACUGUCACUCAUUAAUGGCACCCAGUUCUCCAACAAGAGGCUUUUUGCCAAGUUCUGCACCUCUUUCAUCCAGCAGGUUAUUUUUUUUCUAGACAAACUGCCACCAAAUGCCAAACAGUCUGUUUCCAUUAAUUUCAACAUACCUUAUUUGAUAGUUUCCCCAUUUUCUUAAUUUGGAUAAUCUCUCACCAAAAUGUUCGGUGCAUGGUAGGUAAUAUUUGCAAUUGUUCUAUGGACUUGGGAGUCAGUUUUUCUAUGCUGAGUCAUCCUGCUGGUUUUAUUUCCUUCUUGAGAGCCUGACUGAAGAGUCAAUGUGAGAAUUAACAUAUGAAGCACCAUCUCUUAAGAAUGUUCAAAGCAGCCAUGCAUUCUGGCAGUGGCAAGCUGAAUUUUUAUCAUUUUGUGAGGGUAAUGUAGAGAAAGUCAUUGAAAACCAGAUGCCCCACCCACCCCCUUUGGACUGAUAAGACAAGGCAGUUUCACCAGUAAAGGCAUUCAGUAAAGGAGUUGUAUACUCAACUGGUUCUGUCUUCUAUAACUGGUAGCUACAGUUUCACCAGCUGCUAUUCACUGCUGUCACCCAGAUGAGCCAAGAUGGUGUUUAUUCAGUGCUCUCAAUAGUGUCUUUUCCUUUCAGCUUGAUGUCCCCGAGUGGCCAAUAAAUCCUUCUCUCUUUCCCUUCUGGGUUGAUAUGGUCAGAGAAGUGAAAUUAAGUAAUUUUUUAAAAUUGUUUUGAAAUAUCAGAUACUGGAUUAAUUUCCUUCUAAACCUCAGUACCUGUGUAGUUAUGGUGGUCAAGCAUCUUUUUGAGAGAAGGAAGAGCCCUCAAGGUUUGUCUCAGAGCCAAACAAUGUGAUUUUUUUUUUUUUUUUUUUUUUUAAGUGCAAUAUUUGUCUCCUCUUUUUUCCCCCAGUUUGUCAGACAUUUCUUUGAGGCAACAGCCCAGCAGAAAGAAAAGAAAUUGGUUUUUGUCUAGGCUUCUAUAACUUUUUACCCUUGGGGUGGAAGGGAGUGUUGGUGUUAAGAUAUUUUCCAGCUGGUCUAUAUCUAGCUGUCAAUGAUUGUGGUCUUAACGCCUAGCUGUUUAAUUUAAAAGCCUAAAAGCUAUGUCAGAUGUUAGGGGACUUGCCAGUAAAUGAAUUUUGCAGAAGGUUUCAAGACUGAAUGCCAUUUUAAUUCACAAAUGUAUCCAAAUAUUUGUAUAUCUGAUUCAGAUUGUAUUUAUGACCUGUAGUCCAAAGUGUGCAGAACUAAUAUUUGUAAUUUAACCAUUGUAUGCAGAUAAAAUAAUCUAGAUUAAAACCAUAAUGAUCAGUUGCAUUAUGUGCUUCAGCGUUUGAAUUACAAAAGUUGAGUGAGAAGCAAACUGAUAGUUUUACUCUAACCUCAGCCUCUGAUUAUAUUUUUCCACUAUUGUUUUCCCCAAGUCAUAAUGUACCCAGAAUCCUUCCUGUGCUAUAGUUCCUGAAGCUACUUUCAUGUAGACCAAGGUAUACUUUUAACUCGUUUCCUUUAUACAAAGGAGACAUCUUGAUUUUCCUAAGUGUUUAGAAUUGACACAAAUUCUUGAAAAAUCAAAAACAAAGGAAUAAAAUAUUUUUGCG